Messenger RNA from Cimex lectularius (bed bug), 1901 nucleotides. RefSeq names its product solute carrier family 25 member 46-like. Gene Ontology annotation, biological process: mitochondrial fission; mitochondrial membrane fission. The record is from RefSeq and is a predicted model, not a curated record. The transcript is spliced from 8 exons. Gene Ontology annotation, cellular component: mitochondrial outer membrane. NCBI's taxonomy places the organism in Eukaryota, Metazoa, Arthropoda, Insecta, Hemiptera, Cimicidae. Bases 244 to 1479 code for a protein of 411 amino acids.
UAAUGCAGAAACAGCUGUCAAAUAUUCCGCAGUACCGAAAUCUUAGGUUGUUUUGUGUUUACUGUAUUUUUUUUUAAAGUCUGAAGAGAUUGUUCGAAACCUCGACUCACUGAUAAGGGGAAAAACGCUGCUCAAAUACUCUAAACCUUCCCUUAUUUGAACAAAAUCGCACAUGGUAAAUUGUAAUCAGGGCGUUCCGUACGGUUUGAAAUAGACCGUUUUUUAUAUAAAAAAGGAAAUCUUAUGGCUGGAAUCGAAGGAUAUUUUGGACCCAAUAUGAUCGACGAAGACUACGAAGAAUUCUGCUUGAAAAGGCAACCUAAGAGGCCCAACAAUAUCGAAUUGAGGAAGUUCCACCUUCAGCCCGUUGCACAAAUGCCCGUCACUCCACACAUCGAUGAAGAUACCACAAUACAAAAAUAUGUCGGGAUCGGUGUGAGCCUAGCUACUUUAUUAGCUGAGAAUCUUCUAAGCCAUCCUUUUGUUGUUCUUAGAAGACAGUGUCAGGUGAACCACAAUUCAUAUAAAUACCACUUAGUCCCAGUGACCUUAGUACCGAUUAUAAUGCACUUGCAUCAAAGGCAAGGGAUAACAACACUUUGGAAAGGAGUAGGGAGUGUGUUACUAGUCAGAGGGAUGACUCUUGCAAUUGAAGACCUGUUGAGCAAAGUUACAACUUGGCCUAAGGAAAUUUCAUGGGGACAUGGUUCUGUUAAAGCCGCCAGUCAGCAUAUACUUCUCAAAUGCGUUACAUUUUGUAUCAUAACUCCAUUUUAUUCAGCAAGUUUAGUAGAAACUGUUCAAAGCGAUAUCGCUAGUGAGAAACCAGGGAUGUUUGAUGUAUUUAGGGAAGGGGCCUACCGUCUUGUCAGCUUUGGCUCUCCUCAAAAAGGGCGAAUGUUGCCAGUAUGGACCUUAGUUAUUCCUACUGUGAUGUAUGGCCUUCUUAAAUAUUUGUUUGGUUCAGUCAUUAAAAACGUAUCGUCAUCUAUAAUGCACAUUAACUAUCGCCAUGAACACCAGAAAAAGGGUGCUUAUCCAAAGGACUGGCUAAAUUCUUCUAUACUGCAAGAAAUAGAAGUAACAGCGCAACUUAUAUCUCUAAUUGCAGCUGAUGUUGUAUUUUAUCCUUUGGAAACAAUUUUACACAGGCUGCAUCUUCAAGGCACUAGGACUAUAAUAGACAAUUUAGAUACUGGAUUUUCAGUAACGCCAAUCCUGACAGCGUACGAAGGCACUCUUGACUGUUAUGACACUACGCUUUCUCAGGAAGGUGGUGUCGGCUUGUUCAAAGGGUUUGGUGCACUUAUACUGCAGUUCACGGCCCACUAUGCUGUACUGAAACUAACCAAAUUUAUUCUCACACAAGUGACAAUUUUGAUUAAGUCGACAAACCAACCUCCCCAAACUAAUUUUCCUGUCCAAGUGACCACCCCUGUGUCUCAUAGUCAAGAUUUGAUCAGGACACCGAUUAGGUAAUUUUACAAACACUAACAGUACCUAUUCUAUUCCACCGUUGAGCAAAGUGUAUGAGUUUAAUCUGUACGUAUUUGUACUAAAUUUGGUAGGGGAGGUUUUGUAGGCAAGUUGAUUUUAUUUAAAUGGUUUUAUUCUCAAUUUGUAAAUUAAUGUAUAUUUUGUAAAUGAUUUAACUUAUUUCAUGUCAUUUAAUUUUUAUUGUAUCAUUAAUUUUUAUUUCUUCUGUUGAAACCUAAAAAAAUUGUUUUUGUUAUACACAACAACGGAAAGUUACCACCUGAUGUUUAGAGGUGUUUGUUUGUUAUUUAAACCUGUUCGAUUCUUUACUUUUAUUCCUAAAUUAUUUCCAAUUAAAGAUUUCUUUGUUUGUGGACAAAUAAUUACUACAUACAGUACAUGUCAAAUAAAUUUUGUUUACUUCA